AUGUCUCCAAACCCAUUUCUUCGCGAAGACGUGGAAGACUGGAACACCUUCUAUCUCGGAUUGUGUGUUCUUUUCGGAUGGAUGAUAUUCGUUUUGAUUUGCGCCAGACCUCAGUUGUUCCGUGACUAUCUCAAAAAAUGGUUCAAACCCGAUGGCGAUAUAUGUACUGAGAAGAUUCGAAAGGCGGAAGCACGUCUUCAGGAGACCCUUCGUCUCGCCCAGAAACCAUCUAACUUCUUGGUCGAUCAGGCAGCAGUCAUGUCAGCAAUGACAAUCAGACCGGAGAAGACUGAAACGAGAAUCACACUCGGUUUGGUGGAAGAAGAAGACGAAGAAGAAUGCUCCUAA
Caenorhabditis briggsae is the source of this 348-nucleotide messenger RNA. The transcript is spliced from 3 exons. The record is from RefSeq and is a predicted model, not a curated record. Bases 1 to 348 code for a protein of 115 amino acids. NCBI's taxonomy places the organism in Eukaryota, Metazoa, Nematoda, Chromadorea, Rhabditida, Rhabditidae.